AUGAACCGGUCCGGCCUUUUCUCGCCGGUCCUGAUCUCGCUGCCGGCCCUGAUCGUACUGGUGCUGUUGGCCCUGACCACCACCCCGACGGCCGUGCACGGCUUCGGCUUGAGCUGCACGGCCAACAGCACGGGCGCGUGGGACGUGGCUGCCACCUGGAUCAACUGCAACGACACCUACCCGGGCGAGGGCGACCAAGUAAACAUCGCCGGGUCUGAGGUCCAGGUCACCAUCCGGGCGGGCCUCAGCGUCAACGUGCAGUCCAUCUCGAUCAACUCCUAUGGCGGUCUCAUCAACAAAGGCGAUUUGCGUGCGGUUUGGCUCGACGUAAACGAUGGCGCCGUGCGUUCGACCGGCUCGCUCCAGUUGGUGGACACCGACGAAAGCGCUGCCUAUCUGAGGACCUCCUAUGCGAUUGUCGAGCUCUCGCGCGACCUCACCAUCGCCGGACUCGACGAAGCCUUUAUGCAAUUGGGCAACACCAAGGCCACGUUUGGCGGGUCGAUCAAUGUCACCGCGGGCCAGUACGCCCAGGCCUACGCGGCUGUGCUUUCCAACUCGCGCGUGAGCGUGGCGGGCGACGUCACCGUGCUCGGCGGUUGCUACGAUUACAACAAGAAGCGUGAGACCAACAACGAGAAUGACGACUCCGUCGUGGAGGGAGGCGAGAAGCAGAAGAAGAAGAAGCGUGGCUUCAGCCUUGAUGGCUCUGGCCUGGCUGUGGACUACGACUCCUUCCUCCAGGUGGGCGGUGAUGUGGAGCUCACCACGCGCGACUUCACCGACAACUCGACCACCGGCUCGACGCGCGAGGUGAGCCUCUACUUUGACGGCGGCGACGUGGUCAUCGGCGGCGAUCUGCUGGUCCAGUCGGGCGACAGCCUCCUCGCGGACACCGGCGACGCGUCCAUUUCCACCGGCGACAAUCUGUUCGACUUGGUUGAGAAUGGGUGGACCCCCUCCGAGUAUGACACGGGCUCACUCAUCGUUGGCGGCUCGGUGACGGUCAAGUCCGGCUCGGUGAGCGGCCUGCGCAAUGAGAGCAACCAAUACGGCUACAGGGCCGGCGAGGCCUGGAUCAACCUGGUCAAGGGCUUCUUGCUGGCCAACGGCUCGCAGUCGACCAUCACCGUGCAGAGCGGCAACACCGGACCCAGCACCUAUUACGGACAGAGCGGUGAGGAUGCCUACGUGCAGCUGGGCUUCGGCAGCCAGUUGGCCGCCACCAAGGAUCUCAUCGUGCAGGCCGGUCACGGCGGCGACGCUGGCCUUGGCCAGACGGCUGGUGAGGCAGGCAGCUCGUCGCUCAUUGUCGCCUAUGGCGGCGACGUGUUGGUCGGCGGCAAUUUGCACAUCGUGGGGGGCAACGGCGGUAACAACUCCAUGGACGCCACCGAGAGUAGCGUCGCUGGCGAAGGAGGCCAAGCGAAUGUGAUGAUGAUGAGCGGAGGCAGCAUCAACGUGGCCGCCGACCUGCUCGUGGCCCCCGGUUCGGCCGGCCAAGCCGCGGUUGGCGCGAGCGCCUAUACCGGUAGCUUUUAUCUGGGUCCUGCCAUGGGCGGCGGUGGUGCCUGCAAGGAGCGGGGUUGCAUCUUGGCUCGCAACGACAACAAGAGGGGUGUCUCCUCCGACUUCGUGAGCACUGGCGACAUGAACGCGCCACUGGUCAACGAUGGCUGGCGUCCGAACAUGGGCGGUCUGGUGGUGGAGAACGUGUGGGAGGGCGAGAUCAUCAUCGGCGGCGACCUCCGCGUCACCGGUUGCAACGCCGGCAGCAGCGUUGAAGGUAGCGGCGGACAGAGCGCCGUCGUGUCUAUCGUUUCAGUGAGCGGCGGCGUGACGCUCGAUGUCUACGGGUCGGUCGUGAUCGAGGGCGGCAACGGCGGUUCGGUCGUCGGCGGCGGUUCAAAUGGCGGUGACGCCGGGUCGGCCAUGUUCGAAGUCAGUGAGCACAGCCUCGUGAACGUUGGUGGCUCGGUGACCGUCACUGGCGGCGCUGGUGGCGACGUGAUCAAUGGCACCGGCAGCGGCGGCAGCAUCUACGAGAGCUCCCAACUGGCCGUGUGGGCCCGAGCGCACGUGGUGGUGGGCGACGGCAAGGGCGCCAUCACCAUCAUCGGCGGCCGCGGAGGCAACGUCUAUGCAGAGAACACUCCGAACUCGAUGGGCUAUGGCGGCUCGCCCAGCUCCGUCUACCUUGGCCUCUAUGACUCGUCUUCGGUCACGGCGGGCGACGUGCGCCUGGUGGGCUCGUCGAUGGGUAACGCCACGGUCAAUGGCAGCGCGCCUGUGCCGCCGCCACCGGCGCCUGUGCCAAUUAGAGCUGAACCGGCGCAAGUCGCGCGCGAAGCGGCCGAGUCAACACCCUCUGGAAGGCACGCAACGAAGUCCGCCGCCCACCACAAGACGACGGAGCGGGAGAAGAGGGGAAAGGGAUUCAACAGCAACCCCGAACUGGAGGUGGAUACUCGGUCGUGGGCAAUCAUCAACGGCGACCUCGAGCUGCUUCCUGGCUCUCCGUUUUUCCACAAUUUGAAUUCGCCUGAGGCAAUCUCGAUGUCAAUCAUCAGCGCGGACGAUCUGUCCACCAUCACGGUCAACGGCGACGUUACCGUCAGGGGCGCCGCUGGCGCCCAUGUGUCUUCCUCCAGCCCCUAUACCCUGUUCGGUGGUAUAGCGCUGGUCGAGCUGUCCGACGGCGCGGUGCUUCAGGCCCGGGGCGACAUGUUGCUUCAGGGCGGCGAUGCCGGCCACGACUUUGCCAACGCGUCCAUCACCGGCUUCAAGGGCGCGACCGCGUUCGAGCUUAACAACGGCGCGCACUUCCACCAGUCUGGCCUGGUGCGCCUCAUCGACGGCCAGGGCCUGGAGCUUCCCUGGAGCCCGGGAGAGGGGCCGUUCCCCAUCGGCGUUUCGGUCUACCAGGGGUCCGAGUGGACGGUGUACCCGUGCGCCGGCGCUGGGCUCGAGGCGUCUGGCAACAGCACCUACUUCCAGGUGCGCGAACUGUCGACGUUCAGGGACUGCCGCGGGUCAGGCGCCAAGCAGCACUACCCGGAGCCGCUGACCGACGGCUCGGCCGAUGGGUCGUGCUCGCCCUGCACCUGCACCGCGGCGCCUUUCAACGCGUGCCCGGAGGAGGCCGCCGCGGGGAGCGUGCACAACAACAACUUCGUCGUGGCUUGCCUGCAUGCCCUUGCCGCCCUCCUCCUGUAA
This is a messenger RNA of Acanthamoeba castellanii str. Neff, 3216 nucleotides long. RefSeq lists its product as uncharacterized. The coding region runs from base 1 to 3216 and encodes 1071 amino acids. The transcript has 16 exons. The record is from RefSeq and is a predicted model, not a curated record. Lineage: Eukaryota; Discosea; Longamoebia; Acanthamoebidae.